AUGCAACCAACCCCGGGUUUCAGUGUGGCCCGACCAAACAUUUCGACUCAUAGCUUGCACCCGGCGACUCAGAGGGAGGUGGACUGUGGCAACAUUAUUGUAGAUCCACGAGCCUACGGAACCAUUCCCGCUAACUCACGGGCUACCAAGUGCCCGCUUUGCAAACAAACACUUGUGACAAAAGACUACCAACUCACAUUUCGGAAAAGCCAAGCACAGAAGGGCUUUGCAAUCAGCUCAUCCGAAUCAGUCGCCAAGGGUCAGAGAAAGCGCCAGCCUCUUUGUUUGAAGUGCAUAAAGCGGCAUUUCGGUCCUGUCACCCAGUGUGGUGACAACCUGACAAUCAGCGUAGCAAGGACCAACCGGGGCUCGGCGGGUUCGGUUGAAAUUUGGUUUCAGCGCAAGUCACUGGGGGAGGAAUGGAGACAAUUGAAGGAGUUGUCGGGCGAAGAGAUCGGCAACCUGCGAGAGAAGGCAGAGGAGGAACGGCCGGGCGGGCGCCGCAAGACAACUGCAGCGCAAGCAGCGGUGAACAGGGGGCGAAAAGUGGGGGAGACAGCAAGAUCCAGCGCGCAAGUGAAGGGACAACCUCACACAGAAAACGGCGACGCGUCCGACGCAGAGGAUCGCCGAACCAUCAUCGACCAAGCUGUGAUGUAUCUCGAUGGCCUCCGAUCAGGAGAGUGCGCUUUUUACAGCGUCGGCGAGCAGGAAUCCGCUGGUACAGUCUAUCUGGAUAGUACUUGGAAUCACAACGCCGCCAGACCCAAACCUCUCGGGCGCCCUAGCAAAGUGCGCGCGUUGCUCGAGACGGUGCAUCGGGACACCAUGGGAAACCUGAGCUGCACCUGCGACCGGGGCCGGUUGUACUCUCAGGCACCCUGCGUGCACAAACUUACGCUACAGGCGUUGGAGUCGCCGAGGCUAGCUAGCGCCAUAUUGCUGCAAAAGGGGCCACGGGUGGUAGAAAUCCCAUGCGACAGGGUCGGGGAGCGGGUUUUUGGGGUGUAUUGGAAUGCUGGUUCGCCCUCACCUCAGCGGACCAUGGUCCACUAUAGCGAGGGGGCGCAGAUGGGCUGGUAUUGCGAGGGGCAGAAGAGCGGCGGAUGCAGCAAGACGGCUGACUGUUCGCACAUCCAAGGGGUGAAGCGAGCUUUGAGUGGACCGGGCGGCGUGGAUAAACUGAGCAAGAUCUCGUUCUCGGAGGGGCAGCUUGAGCUUGCAAAAACGUCCUUGAAGGGCGGGCUAGUGGAUAGCCGUGGUGGUGACGGCAUGGCGCACAGCGGGCAGUAUGCACCGGAUGCCGACGUGGAGGGGUACCUCGCGGAGCUGGUCGUUGGCAGUCACGAGAGGGCCGCAUGCGAAGGGCCAAGUUGCUUCUGCAAGCAGCAUGCGAGGGUGUUCGGCGGCGCUGAUGUGGACGAGGAGCCCUGCGCAGCGAGGUGCUGCGCGUCUGCUCAAACGAACGGAAAGCGAGCUCGAUCGGAGCAAGGAGAAGGUUCCGGUAGCGUUGGGGAAGCGAGCGCGAGAUCGGGCAAACGGAGAACCAAAUCAUUUUGGACGGCAAAAGGCACAGAGAUGGAGAAGUCGAACGCUGCAACGGGCAGCGUGGAGGAGGCUGAUUUGAAAACAGCCGAGGAGAGGGGGCGGAGAACGGAGAGCGCCCCCCAGGUCGAUGAUCGGAACGCGUUCUCGAUUCCGGUGUGUAACAUCUGCUUGUGCCCCUCGAACGUGUGCACGCAUGGUGCCUCCCACGGGUUUGCGACGGUGUUGCCUAUGGAAGCUGAGGGCGUGCAGCUGGAGGUGCCCAAGCUCGUUCGUCCUACUGACUCCUGGCAGGUCCACGACCCCGAGGUGUCGCUGCUGCAAAGGCCCAUUCGAGUCAGCGAGCUCACGGCCCGGGAUUUCGAAGAGCUUAGCGCUGCACAGAGUCUUUCCGCCCCGUGCCCGCUAGCGCCACCUCCUUGCCGGACCAGAUGGUUGGGGCUGUGGCAGAAUGCCCACGUAUACGACUUGUAUUGGUCGCAAGAG
This is a messenger RNA of Klebsormidium nitens, 2031 nucleotides long. Lineage: Eukaryota; Viridiplantae; Streptophyta; Klebsormidiophyceae; Klebsormidiales; Klebsormidiaceae. The record is from the annotation of a GenBank genome assembly.